AUGCCAAGUAUAUAUCUUGCUAGCAGAAUUGAUAAGCGACUGUGUAGGAGUGAAGGAAUGGAGUACACGAAAAGCCUCGAGGCUAAAGAUCUGGACGUGAAAUGGAAGAAGACAAGGCUAGUGGCAUUUGCCUCGUGUACAAAACCAAAACUUCAAGACACGGGCUCGGACAUGGCUGAGCAAAGAGACGGAUCUAAUGCGCAGGAAAGCGACUUGGAGGGAUCUAAUGGUUGUUUGGAUAUAAUUUCUAAUAAGGCAGAUCUCGAAGACGACGACGUGUUUAUAUGGGAUCGACCGCGACGAGCCUCGGAGCCUGUGGUCUUAAAACGUAACGGUAAUGCGUCGAUGUUCCGCUCCGGUCGUCAAAGACAAAACAAGCUGAGAACUUUAAGCGAAGAUGUCACUGUAUCGGGAAACAGACCGCAACUGAGCAAGCUCGCACGAUCAGCGUCUAGCUCCGGCACGCGGACUGCUUUUUCGCAAUUCUUCACGUUCUCUCCAACGAUUGUGAGGAAAAUAAACCUGAGCGCUUCUUUACGAGAUUGGCUUGAGAGCGAGAGACAAUCGAGAAACAAAACGAGGAAAACUAGGGAAAAAAACAUCGGAUCCAAUGAUGAAUGUUUACAUCAGAAUGUGGAAAAGUCAGAUGGCGAGGAGUGUUAUCCGUAUAGAAGACGCUCAGCUGAUACAGUGGGCAAGAAAUCAAAUAUUGACGAGGGACGUCGACCAUCGGCCCCGCCAGCUCUCUCUGGCAAGGAGAAUGAAAACUGCAAACAAAAAAGCGUUCAAGCAAAACCUCAUACAGCGCUUCUUUAUAACGGUGACAAUAAAUUUGAUAGCGUUCAUGAAUUUCAGAUUCAUACUUUGAUAAACGAGGAAUUAAAAUCUAAACUAGAGUCUGUAUGCUUUUGUGCACAGUCGUGUCGUAAAUUGUGUGAAGAAAUAAGCGAGGUUAUCAAGGAAAGGAUUCAAGACCUACUGAGCACUCCAUGCAAAGUGGUUUGUACUGUUUACAUUGGGGCAUUACGCGAUUACGGUAUCCAUACAGCGUCACAGGCAACACUGAACUAUAAACUGGACUAUCAUGUAUCGGCGUGUUAUCAAAAUGAGUCGUUAUUUGCCGCGGUGUCUGUUUUAGUCGUGCGAUAUGGUGCUAGAUAG
Molecule: messenger RNA, 1161 nt
Organism: Paramuricea clavata
Lineage: Eukaryota; Metazoa; Cnidaria; Anthozoa; Malacalcyonacea; Plexauridae
Source: the annotation of a GenBank genome assembly